AUGGGAAAGAAGCGGGCAAGAGAGGCUGACGGGAAGCAGGCGGCGUCCAAGGAUGCCGACCGGAUGGACGAAGACUCGGACGACGAAGAGAACUUUGACAUUGUCAACGUGGAGUUUGAGUGGUUCAACUUUGACGCAGACGUCGACUUCCACGGCACCAAGACGCUACUGCGGCAGCUGCUGGACGUGGACGCUCCGUUGUUUGACGUGUCGGGACUGGCGGACUUGAUCCUGGCGCAGCCGACGAUCGGGUCGACGGUCAAGGUGGAUGGCAAGGCCAACGACGCGUACGCGCUGGUGACGGCGCUGAGCAUGCGCGAGCUGAGCGGAAAGCCGGCCAUGGCGACGCUGACGCGGUACCUGGCCGAGAAGGCAGCAGCCCAGGUGUCGGGUCCGCCAGCGCUGGGCAGCCUGUUGCCGGGGUUGUUGGCGCAGCAGACGGCGUCAUCGGACGCGACAGCGCCACACGUCGGCCUCGUCCUAUCGGAGCGACUCGUCAACAUGCCGGCCGAGGUGGCGCCGCCCAUGUUUACGAUGCUGGCAGAUGAGAUCGAGGCGGCAGUCGAGGACGGCGAGCCGUACGGGUUUACGCACUACCUCGUGCUGUCCAAGACGUACCAGGAAGUGCAGUCGUCGCUGGCCGUGGUGGUCGACUCAGACGAGGAGGACGGCAGCAGCCGGGGCGGCGGCAGGCGCAAGAAAGCACGCAGCAGCGGCGCCGGCGCCGACGGGGCAUCGCCCAUCUUCCACUUCCACCCCGAGGACGAGGUGCUGCAGCGACACGCGCUGGCUUACGGCACGUACGCCUUCACCAAGGCCGACGAGGCCGUGGCUGACAGCAAGCGGGCCUUCCAGGAUAUGGGCGUCCAGGCACACGGACUGCUGAUCCUAAUCGAAGCCGACAAGCUCGCAGGUGCCAUCAAGGCUAUGGGUGAGUAUUUGCAGACGCCGCAGUGA
Messenger RNA from Grosmannia clavigera kw1407, 957 nucleotides. RefSeq lists its product as uncharacterized. The record is from RefSeq and is a predicted model, not a curated record. Lineage: Eukaryota; Fungi; Ascomycota; Sordariomycetes; Ophiostomatales; Ophiostomataceae. Gene Ontology annotation, cellular component: nucleus. Bases 1 to 957 code for a protein of 318 amino acids. The transcript has 2 exons.